GCUCUUCCUUUAUUAUUUUUCAUCCAUCCAUGUCAAUCAUUCAACAAAAUUCUCUUUGCGUUGUUAAUGAAUGCAUCGAACGAUCAAACUUUUUGUUAACAAUUUUGUUAUUUUUCUCUUCACAGUCACAGUACCUGGCUCGUCACCGCCUCAAAGACCAUGGAUACCUCUCGCUAGACCCAACCGCACAAGGCCAGCAUGCAUAUUCACAGUGAUGUGCUAUAACGUUUUAUGCGAUAAAUAUGCAACCAGACAGAUGUACGGCUACUGUCCAAGCUGGGCUUUAACGUGGGAAUAUCGGAAGAAGGCAAUUUUGGAUGAGAUUCGUCACUAUUCAGCUGAUAUUAUAAGCCUCCAAGAGGUGGAGACUGACCAGUUUUACAAUUUCUUUAAACCUGAACUCAAGAAUGAUGGCUAUGAGGGAAUCUUCUCGCCAAAAUCACGAGCUAAGACAAUGUCGGAGAAUGAUCGAAAAUAUGUCGAUGGAUGCGCAAUUUUCUUCAGAGCAAACAAAUUCUCACUGAUCAAAGAACAUUUGGUUGAAUUCAAUCAAUUGGCGAUGGCGAAUGCCGAAGGCUCAGACAACAUGCUGAAUCGUGUGAUGCCAAAGGACAAUAUCGGCCUUGCUGCGCUUUUAAAAGUAAAAGAAAAUGCUUGGGAUGGUUUAUCAUCGGAACAAGCCGCGAUAUCACAACCAAUUCUCGUCUGCACAGCUCACAUUCAUUGGGAUCCUGAAUUCUGUGACGUGAAAUUGAUUCAGACAAUGAUGUUGAGUAAUGAAUUGAAAACAAUUCUUGACGAUGCCAGUCACAGUUUUCGACCGGGACAAAAGAUCGACACGAACAAUGUUCAACUUUUGUUAUGUGGCGAUUUUAAUUCACUACCUGAUUCUGGCGUGAUUGAGUUUCUCAGCUCUGGGCGGGUGUCAAUGGAUCAUCCCGACUUUAAAGAACUCGGCUACAAAUCAUGUCUGCAGAAAAUCUCCAAUUGUGAUACGCCUAAUGAAUUUACCCAUUCCUUCAAGCUCGCAUCCGCUUACAGCGAAAACAUCAUGCCCUACACGAACUUCACAUUCGAUUUUAAAGGUAUUAUCGACUACAUUUUCUAUUCGAAGCAAGGUAUGGUACCUUUGGGAUUACUCGGUCCACUUUCGUCCGAUUGGUUGCGUCAAAACAAAGUCGUCGGUUGUCCACAUCCAAGAAUACCGAGCGAUCAUUUUCCCCUUCUUGUCGAGAUUGAACUCAUUCAUGUGACAACAAAUGGCGGAUCUCAAGCUCAAAAUGGGCUGAUUACUCGGAGAUAGUCGACAGAAUCAAAAAUCUAUUUAGAUGAUCUUUCGAUAAGCGCAAAAGGGCAGUAAUUGACAUUUUUUUCUGAAGCAGUGGAAAAAAAAUAAAUGCAACAAAACAAAUGAAAAAAAAACCUAAAAUGAUUCAAAAAUUCGUUAAGCAGACAAAAAAAUAUUUUCUGCUUUCCUUUUUUCCUAUUUCUUUUUCUCUUAAGAUAAAUUCGGACGACUUUAGUUAUUUUAAGUCGCAAAAGAUUCUCUUCAUUAAAGAUUUCUUAAUUUCUUCAUCGACAGUUUGAUUUUUGUUCAUAAAUAACGUAAAAAUUUUCUGCAUUUUACCACAAACCUUAUAGGAAUGAGGUGAAUGCAGAUAUGGAGAAAGAAGAAAGCAAAAUUUGGAAAUGUUUAUGAUUGAUAAUAAUUAUUUUCCGUUUAUUUUAAUAAAAUGUAGAUAAUAAACUUCUGUAGCUUGAGAUUUAUAAAAUAACAUGAGUUUUUGUAGAAAAUAAUUUUUAACCGAGAGAUGGAAGAAGAAAAUGAUUUUUUGAGUUUGAAACAAUCAAACACUUAAAGAUUUUUAAGCUCAAUAUAAUUGGGAGAAUGUAAGCUGAAGAUAAUCGGAAAGUGGCCAAUAAACAUUAAAGUGAGAGAUGGAGAAAUUUGAUCGAAUUUCUUUUCUUUUAAUGCAAUUAAAUUGCAUGUCUACAUAUGGUCUAAUAUCGAAUUUCGAAAAGGGAAAAUUGAGAUUAAUUCUUAUUAAAUUUAAUAAAUUUCCCGCAUUCAAUUCAAUAUUUUACCAUUUGUAAGUACAAAAAGAAAAGAAAUGACAAAACUCACAUUUAAAUAUCCUCCUUCCAUUUCUUUAAAAAAACAUUGAUCUUUAUAAUUAAAAUAUUUAUGUUGUGAUGAAAAAUAAUGAAAAUUCUUGAAAGUUUCAGAAGCUUUAGAAUUCCUUUUCUCCUAAUUUGCUAUAAACCCACCAUGAAAGAUUCUAAGUAAUCAUUGUAUACAUUUUGAAUCUUCGGUUCGAAUUGCGUGCAACAUACUUUUUAUGCUUCAUCGUUAUAAAAUCAUUAAUUAAAGCAUAAAUUAUCUCUUUCCUUUCUUUCCCCUUUUCAUUUUAAAUUAAUAAAACCUACAUGCAUAAAAAUACAUAAAUAAGUAAGAAGAACCCUCGAAAAGAAAUAUUUUUAAAGUCUAGAUAUUAAGAUAUCGAUGUAAGUGUUGUGAAUGUGUGUACGUAUGUGACUUUGUGCAAUUAGUUUCGGUUGGAUGAAAAAGUUUCUUCUGUUCUUACGCAAAAGAGAGAAAAAGAAAAGAUUUCAAUGCUGGAAGAAAAAGGAAACUUUUUUUUAAUUAAUAUUUUGCAAAGCAUUUUAACAACCUCUACUUAAAUGAAUAAUAAAUAAAUAUAAUAAUCGUGAGUGAACAGUGAACGAGUGUAGAAUUAAAACUAUUAAUGUAUAAGACAAAUAAUGAACUGACGACGUCACUGAUUUAGUUUUACUUUAACGUGCAGCAAAUGCGAUGACGCCUUUCUUAAUAUGAUUUUCACAACAAAAUUUCAUCAAAAAGAACAAAGUACAAAGCCAGAUCAUUGAGGGGAAAACUUUUGUAGAUAAAAAUUAAAACUAAAUAAAAGAAGAAUCAAAAAAAAAAAAUUCAUUGAUGACACCACUGGAAACAAUCUUGAAAGAUUUUAACACUCAUUCGAUCGUUGUUCAGUCAUCAUCAUUCACAAAACUCUCACUGAAUGUCAAUCAAUAUCUUUCAAAAUUGAUUCCCUUUCUUAAAUAAAAGAAAAACCACCUGAAUAAAUAAAAAUUAUUUUGGAACGCAAACAAAACAUAAAAGAAAACUAAACGAAACUUUAAAUACAAACGACAACACAUCAGCAGAUUAAAGAUUUUUAGUUUUAAUAUCAUUAAAUCAUUUCAGUAAAUAUUCUACCUAGUAUCUAAGUCGUUGGAAUGUAAUUAGCAUUGUCACUUUUUCUUUCACACUUUUCAUUACUUUUCAUCGCAAUCUUGUGAGAUUUUCAAGGGAUUUUAAUGACAGAGAGAAAAAAAAGAGACACGGAAAAAUAAAAUGAAGAACUUGAAGAAUCAUUUGAAAC
This is a messenger RNA of Clunio marinus, 3404 nucleotides long. NCBI's taxonomy places the organism in Eukaryota, Metazoa, Arthropoda, Insecta, Diptera, Chironomidae. The record is from the annotation of a GenBank genome assembly.